AUGGGAGUCCAAGGUUGUGCAGAUGGCUAUAUAGGUGAUCAUAUAUCAUUAGCCCCAUCAUUUGUUGUUACUAGAAUUGAUAUAAUGGAGAUUUGCACUAAGGUUGUUAAGUCAAUUGAAGAACUUAGACAAGAAUUAAUUUCUGAGGGUAACUUGUAG
This is a messenger RNA of Debaryomyces hansenii CBS767, 159 nucleotides long. RefSeq names its product DEHA2E00132p. The record is from RefSeq and is a predicted model, not a curated record. The transcript has a single exon. Lineage: Eukaryota; Fungi; Ascomycota; Pichiomycetes; Serinales; Debaryomycetaceae. Bases 1 to 159 code for a protein of 52 amino acids.